Aspergillus clavatus NRRL 1 is the source of this 741-nucleotide messenger RNA. RefSeq names its product eukaryotic translation initiation factor 4E. The record is from RefSeq and is a predicted model, not a curated record. The coding region runs from base 1 to 741 and encodes 246 amino acids. Gene Ontology annotation, biological process: translational initiation. The transcript is spliced from 3 exons. Gene Ontology annotation, cellular component: eukaryotic translation initiation factor 4F complex; cytoplasm. Lineage: Eukaryota; Fungi; Ascomycota; Eurotiomycetes; Eurotiales; Aspergillaceae. Gene Ontology annotation, molecular function: RNA 7-methylguanosine cap binding; translation initiation factor activity.
AUGGCUGCAGUCGCUGAGAACGGACCUGUACCGGUAAACGACGAGAACACCGCUCCCGUCGCCGCCACCGAGCAGAAUGAGAAGACCGAGCAGACAAAUGGCGACACUGUCACAGUGUUCCACGACCCCGAGAACUUCAACGUGAAGCAUCCUCUCAUGCACGAAUGGACACUCUGGUUCACUAAGCCUCCCAGUGGCAAGGGAGAUAACUGGAACGAUCUGCUGAAGGAAGUCGUGACAUUCAACUCGGUGGAGGAGUUCUGGGGUAUCUAUAACAACAUCUCGCCCACUUCUGAGUUGGGCCUCAAGGCAGACUACCAUCUUUUCAAGAAGGGCAUCAGACCCGAAUGGGAAGACCCCCAGAACAAGCACGGUGGCAAGUGGUCAUACCAGUUUAAGGACAAGCGCUCGGUACCUAUUGAUGAUCUCUGGCUGCACGCCCAACUGGCAGCUAUCGGUGAGACUCUCGAGAACGAUGGCGACAGUGAGGUUAUGGGUGUUGUUGUGAACGUGCGUAAGGGCUUCUAUCGUGUCGGUCUAUGGACACGGACGGUUGGCAAGAGCAUUCCCGGAGACAAGAACGGCCGGACGCCCGCUCAAGGCAAGGAAAUUCUCGAAAACAUUGGUCGGCGCUUCAAGGAGGUUCUGCGCCUCAAGGAAGCGGAUGUUGUCGAAUUCUCGGGCCACACGGAUAGUGCACACAGCGGUAGCACCAGAGCCAAGGCGAAGUACACUGUCUAA